This is a messenger RNA of Diabrotica balteata, 445 nucleotides long. The record is from the annotation of a GenBank genome assembly. NCBI's taxonomy places the organism in Eukaryota, Metazoa, Arthropoda, Insecta, Coleoptera, Chrysomelidae.
GUUUCAAGAACACAUUUAUAUUUUGGUUGUUGCACUCUGCAGUAGAUACGAUGAACAAGUUACCAGUAGUCGUUCUUUUAAUCGUUGUGUUUACCCAACUGUUAGUACAGAUCGAUGCGAAAUGUGGACCUGAAGAGACCCCUGGAUGCGCGCCAUGCUGUCCAGAAGAAGAAGUAACGUGCGAAAAUAAAGUCGCGCAGAAAUGUCCAGGAGUUUGUUCGGUUAUAUGUAAACUACAAUGUAACUGUAAAAGCGGGUAUUUCAAGGAUACAGAAACUGGAAAAUGCAUAAAAGAGUGUCCAGAAGAUGAUAAGUAAUACGUUUUAGGUUACGAUAUAUGACAUGCUACACAACAAUACAAAAAAUGUGCUCAAAAUAUUUGUAAUUAUGAUAGACUGUAAAUUUUUUCUAUGUUAUAGUUUUUAAUAAAAAUAGUCAAAAUGUU